Ostrinia furnacalis (Asian corn borer) is the source of this 2580-nucleotide messenger RNA. RefSeq names its product cilia- and flagella-associated protein 91. The record is from RefSeq and is a predicted model, not a curated record. The transcript has 21 exons. Bases 1 to 2580 code for a protein of 859 amino acids. NCBI's taxonomy places the organism in Eukaryota, Metazoa, Arthropoda, Insecta, Lepidoptera, Crambidae.
AUGAAAUAUACUUGGGAUAUUUUGUCAGAUUCGGCGUUCAUAGUAUCAGGAGCGCGGGACUACGCGAGGACCGCUUUCAAGGCAGCUAUGGCGUCCGCUCAAGUUAUAAUCCAACCGGUUUACAAAACUAUGUUCUCGGAGAUGAAAAGAGCGCCCCGCAUGCAUGUUGUGUACCACGCCAACUGCCGCCUGCCAGACCACAUGGACCGCUCGUAUAGCGGGUAUCUCCAGCGGGUGCAGGACUCGAAGAACGUUCCCGCGCCGCAGCUGCAAGGCCGGGACCGGUUUAUGUUCACUGCCAUUCCAAAGAAGCUGCUGCCAGUCCACAGCACGACGCCCGACUUCCACCCGCCGAGCCCGCGCAAUGCGUCCGUCAUGGCCACCAAGCCCCGAAGCAGGGGCACGCAGAGCUUGUUCCGGGAGUCAUCGGCGCAGACCAUCCCGUGGCAGCCUGACGGGAAGCCGGCUGAGACUUGCGAGAACACCCCCGAAGUGCUGUAUUUGGACCAGCUGGAAUGGGGACCAGGCAGCCCCUACCGAAUUGGCGAUCUACCGGCAGAUUUUCACACCACGGAAAUUAUUAACAAAAUGCGUCACGCCCGCGCGUGGAUGGAGUUAGUAGAGAAGGCCCAGUUCCCGCGCUGGAUGAAGAAACGGAACGCCAUCAUAACUGACGUGGAGACCAAGGACUGGAUCUUCAGGGAGGCGGAGAUCGAUGAGCUGCAGGAUAUCAGGCUGACCCUCCUGCACAGAAUGCAAGCGCAGCAGCGGCAGAAAGCCACCAACAGGACCAGCACCAAGCUGGCCAAGCUAUGGGCUUGCAAGAAACAGGAGAUGGAGCGGAAGGUAGACCACAUUAGGAGGAGCAGGGAUAGAGAACUCCGCAAACUGACAGCCCUUCACACCGGUGGCGGACGCCCAGGCCUGGUCCAGCGGAUGAGGGCCUCCAGAGGGUCAGGGUCCAUGACCCUCGCGGCACACGACCCCACGUCUGACCUGCACGCGCCGCUAGCCCGGCAUGGGUAUCAAGCGCGCAGGAGGCACGCGGAUAUUGACUACGAUCCGACUCUAUUGUCUCUAGAAGACCACAAGAGGAUAGCCGAGCCUCCAGCCUGGCUAGACCAGUGCGGUCAGAACCUCAAGCGCACCUGUUCCGGCCACCAUCUACCAAGGGAUCCCAUGCAGCUGUGCGAGCGAGAGACGAAGUGGAGCGAGCAGUUCUUGGAGAACCUUCACAAUGAUCUGAAAAAGGCGCGCCUAGGAGCGGCGCAAAGCACAGCCGGGCCACUCCACGUGUUGAAGCCACGUCGCGUUACAGUCACGCCACGCCCGCCCACGCCAGAGGUUGAGAGCGUAGAGGAUUCUGAAGAGGCCAGCCACCAGGCAGCGUUGUUACUGCAGAAGAUUAUUAGAGGACGCGCUGUACAGAAUUUGAUGUACGAGGGCCGCACUCGGGCUUCCGAGCUGACUGAAGAGCUGAAGACCACUCACGGUCUUCAGAAGGAGGACAAGAUACGGAUUGCGAGAGAGGAGGCCAAGGCUCGGGAGUACAACGCGCUUCGCACAGAGUCCGAGCAGAAGGACGAUGCCAUAUCAGCUCUGGUGGAUGAGCUAUGCGGCGGGGCGGUGUCAGCUGCCUUGGACUUCUUGGAGAAAGAGCUGAAACGACUGAAGGAGGAGAGGAGACAGCACGCGUACAUAUUGAUUGCACUACGUGAGAAGGCGAUGAGAGAAGCAGCCGAAGCCGGCCGCCGACAGAAAGAAGAGCACAGAAGGAGAGAGCACGAUGAGAUGUUCAAACAGGUUCUCGGAGUGACCCAAGAGACAGUAGACGCGUAUCUCCGUGAGAUCAUAGACGAGGGUGUGGCGCUGGCAGCCGAAGAAGACGCCGUGAAGAAGGCGCGCUCUGAAGCCGAUAAGAUCGACCUGUCUUUGAAGGAAAACGAUUCUAUGUCCACAGCAGAACAGAACGAGCUGGUAGCAGAGUUAGUCCAGCAGUUCCUGCUUCCAGAAGUCCACAAGACGGCCGCUAGGCACCGCAUAUCGGCGGCCCAGAACGCCAAGCUGGAAGCUGCUAGAAGGACCAUCUUUGGACACUUGGACGAGGCUGAGAUUAAAGAAGGUUUCUGCACGCAAUGCGGCUGCCCGCUAGACGAGCUGUGCCGCUGCCGCGUGUGCCCGCUGCGCCAGGAACCGGUCGAGACCAAGGCCAGGUUCGACCCGCGGUGGGUGCACUCCAGGUCGCGCCCUCGCCCUCCAGAGAGGAGCAUCAGCGAGCGGUUCCCUCCCGAUUACGAAUUCAGGCGUAUGCUGGACACGCUCGUGGAUGAAGCGGUGCUGGAAUCCCGCGCGCGUAUGUCAUCAGAGGCGGCGAUACAACGCUUCUGUGCGCGCGGCGUGCGCGAGCGCAUAGAGAUCACUUUGGACUCGCAGGAGUUUGUUGCUGAGCUGUUCGACCGCGCCACGGGGGCGUGGUCGCCGCCACCUCGCUCCGGGGAGUACCACCACUUCAUGAUGCGCGUGGUGGAAGACGCAUUGGAGAGGAGCGUGCCUUUUGACCAGCAUACCAAGUGUAAGUGA